Messenger RNA from Serinus canaria (Common canary), 2046 nucleotides. RefSeq names its product Rab interacting lysosomal protein (gene RILP). The transcript is spliced from 8 exons. Gene Ontology annotation, cellular component: cytoplasm; ciliary basal body. Bases 34 to 1176 code for a protein of 380 amino acids. Gene Ontology annotation, molecular function: protein dimerization activity. The record is from RefSeq and is a predicted model, not a curated record. Gene Ontology annotation, biological process: cilium assembly. NCBI's taxonomy places the organism in Eukaryota, Metazoa, Chordata, Aves, Passeriformes, Fringillidae.
CCGGGCCGGGCGGAGCUGCGCGGGCGCGGGGCAAUGGCGGAGCCGCUGUGGCGAACGCCGCCGGCCCGGCUGGCCCCGCCGCACGUCUACCGCAUGGCGGGCGCGCUGGGCGCCGAGCUGCGCCGCCUCUCCGCCCGCUUCGGGCCCGACGCCGUGGCCGGGCUGGUGCCGCCCGUGGUGCGGCUGCUGGAGCUGCUCGAGGCGCUGGUGGCCCCGCCGGGCGCUGAGGGGGAGGCGCCGGCAGCGCCGGCCGGGCCGCAGGAGGCGGAGGACCCGGAGCAGAGGCUGUGGGAGGCCGAGCGCCGGGAGCGAGCCCUGUACGGCCGCCUGGCCUGCCUGGAGGAGCAGAACCGCCAGCUCCUGGGGCAGCUUGCUGAGAGCCAGUCCCAGGAAGACAGCACGGCACGGAAGGAGCGGGAGGUGAUGCUGCGGCUGAAGGAGGUGGUGGACAGGCAGAGGGAUGAGCUCCGUGCCCAGGCCCACGAGAUCGUCUGCAAGAGCCGGGACACGGAGGCGCUGCAGGAACAGCUCCAUCGCUUCAUGACCAUGAACGAGGAGCUGCGGCACAAGGUGGCCGUGGUGCAGGCCCAGCUCAAGAGUGCUCUGGAGCAGAAGUCAGACCUGGAGGCUGCCAUGCUGCAGAGCCAGAGGGAAACGAGCAGGAGAAACAGGACAGCCCUGGAGAGCCAACAGCCAGAGCCUGGUGUGGAGGGAGCCCUGUCACCCUCAGAGGAGCCACAGCACCAGGAUGGGGACAGGAGCCCUGCUCACUGCUGCUUCUCCAAGGAAGAGCUGCAGCAGAUCCUGCAAGAGAGGAAUGAGCUCAAGACCAACCUGUUCUUGGUGCAGGAGGAGCUGGCCUAUUACCAGAGGGAGCUGCUGAACGAGGAGAGAAUUCCCAGCUUCUUCCUAGAUGCAAUGAAGUCAAAUAUCAAAAAACAGAGGAAAAAAAUCAGAGCUAAAAUGCUGGGAACAACAGAGGAGUCGGCGAGCAGUGAUGAAGAAGAGGGCUCCUGGCUCCCAGGUCAUGGCACAGACUGUGUGGAUGCUCAGCCUCCAGAAUCCAAAAUUAGGAGCUUCCCUUAUCUGCUCUCUCUGCAGUUUUGGGCUGUGGUAUCAGGGCAGCAGCAAAGACCCCCCCACAUCCAGCUGCUCCGGCACCUGGGAAAUCAUUGACUCACUGGACACACAGCUGGAGCCAGAGGGAGAGAGCAAGGCAGGGUCCAGCUGCCCUGACAGAGCCACAGCACCCCUCUGACCCCACGGGAACGGGAGCAGGAUCUGUCCUCACAGCAGAACUUCUGGAUCCUCUUCUUCCAGUGGAUUCAAGAGCAGCACAGCAGCCCUGGCACUUCCCAGUGCUGUGGUGGUGGCAAAGCCACAGCAUGGGCAGGUUCCUGCAAACCCACUGGGACACUUGGAUGUGGGCUGCCAGCCUGGCCUGGGACAGCUCAGCACCUCUGGGCAUCUCUGCCCACCAGUCACCCUUUCACUGUGCCCACAGCUUAGCUACAGCUGGGCUCAGUGUGCCCCACAGCUGUGCCCCCUUCCCACUGCUCCCUGCUUGCAGCUCAGCAUGGUAGGGGUCUGCACCCUCUUAUUCUCCACACCCCAAAAGGGAUCUUCCCAUCCCCUGGUGGCUCUUUGCAAACCCCUCUGCUCACAGUCCCACGAUUCUAUUGCUCCAUCCUGCUCUGUGUGUUUGUUUUACCUCACCCCUUUGUGUCUGUAGCUUCCCAAUCCCUGCAAUGUGAAGAUCCCUUUGGGGUGUCCUGGGGUCCCCACACGGCUGGGAGGGGCUGAGCACACUGCACUGGGUGUCCAGGUGCUCCUGUGGCUGGGAGCUGUCAGGAUCAGCACCACCAGGGCCACUCCUGCACUUCUCAGGCAUGGGGUGAAUCAGUUUUGUACUGGCACCUCUUCCUGCCACCUCUGGGACCUGGCAGACUGGAACAAUCCUUGUGUUCAUGGGGGCAUCAGUCCCCUCAGAUCAGGUACUUUCUACCUUUAAUUUGGAAAUAAAUCAGUCUCUUAUUUUUCCUCUGA